AUGUACCCUGAAACGACAGCCAAGGCGAGCAGCAACAGCAAAUUUUUAAAGGACGCCUUCGAACCUACGCAGUUCUUGGGGAAUUCGAAGUUCAUCAAGAACUUGAACACUGGUGAUGACACCGUCCCUGGCGUGAAGUACCUCAUGAUCACCUCCAAGUUGGAGGAAACUGUAACUCCAUACACGAAUGGAUUCCUUCGCGACAAGUCUCCCAACGUCAAGAACGUCGUGCUCCAAAACGAAUACUGCAAGCUGUCGAUCGAACCACUGCUCGCCACACGCGGAUUCCUCCUCGCCAUGGCACCUCCAAAGAAUGGUGGCUCGUCCACGCCAGUUCAAAAAAGUCUGCUCAGCUUCUUCAAACCAAAGUCAGAUUCAACUCCCAUCGUGACAACAUCCACAUCCUCGACAUCUCGCGAUCCACCAUCCUCCUUAUUUAGCAAGGAACAAGCUUCCUCAAAACUCAAAGAAACAGCCAUCACCGAGAGCCAACCACCCAAAGGCAGCGCCUACUCUAGCACAAAGACAAAACAGCAACAGAGACGGACGCGUGCCGCAACGACGCGGAAAUCUCAGGAACAAGACAAGGGGGCUGAGAAGGAGGAUGAGGAUGAAGAGCAGGAUGAGCCCUUGUUUCCCUCGGGAUUUGCUGGCGUUGUUGAGCAGUUCAGCCGUCUGGAUCACACAUCGCCUGUAAAACCAUCAAGUCGGAGGAGUCAAAUUCAGAGCCAACAAGUCCCGAAGAGCAGCGCAGAGGAUGCCACCACAGCAGAGGUCGAUAUGGAAGGCGUCGAAUUUAACAACCGUCAGUCGCUACUACCACCAAGUCCUAUCAAGCGCAAACGCGGGUCAUCUCCCAACAAAGGUCUUGCCAGCUUCGGAUACAAGGCCAACAACGCAUCAGCACAGGAGACGGGUGGCGACAGCAUGGACGUCCUGUCGACAGAGGAUCUGAAGGCUCUGGAAGAGCGGCGUGAGCGAUUCAAGCGGAAACUGGGUCCUGUCGAGGAUGGAUUGCCUUCAGGACCAGCAGAUGCUGAUGAGGAGAGACCGACGAGGCGGCGACGACUGAUUGUCUCAGAGAGCGAUGAGGAUAUGGAUCAAGGCGCUGCCGAGGAUGACGAGUACGAGGACACGCCCAAGGCUCAGUCACGCAGCCAACGGACAUCAGCCCCAGCGCCACCGCCACCAAAGUCGUCGACCAGCAGUCGAUCUAAGAAGAGCAUCUACACACCUCUGGAGCAGCAGUACCUCGAAAUUAAGGAACAGUACCCCGAUGCGCUUCUCUGUAUCGAGGUUGGAUACAAGUACCGGUUCUUUGGUAAAGAUGCAGAGAUCGCCUCGAGAGAACUAAGCAUUGCCCACUUUAUGGACCACAACUUUUACACCGCCAGUAUACCCAUUCAUCGCCUCGAUGUCCAUGUGCGGAGGUUGGUUCAUGCGGGACACAAGGUGGGCGUGGUGAAGCAGAUGGAAACAGCGGCGCUCAAAUCGGCAGGAGACAACAAGAGUGCACCUUUCACACGGAAACUCACCAACCUUUACACCAAGGCGACGUUCAUCGAAAGUCUCGACAAGGACGAGGAACAGAGUUUUGUUGGGGGUAAAGCACCAUCAUCGCAGUUCAUCAUGUGUAUCCAUGAGCGGCCCCUGGGUGGAAGUGGGCCUGAUGAAAAGGUCAAACUGGCGAUGAUUGCGGUCCAACCUGCGACGGGCGAUAUUGUCUAUGAUGAGUUUGUGGAUGGGCAUUUCAGGAAUGAACUCGAAACGAGGUUGUUGCAUCUCCAACCUGCGGAGUUGAUUGUGCCCACAGAGCCGAUGAGCAAGGCGACAGAGAAGCUGCUUGGACAUUUGACUGCUUACUCCGGUCGUGGCACGCAAGAGGAUGUGCGGAUCGAGAGGACUGACGGGUUCAUCAAGUACGACCGAGCAUUCUCGCUUGUUUCAGAGUUCUACUCGGAUAGCUUGAAGGAAGAGCAAUUGAAGCGGAAGAUCAAGGGAGAAGGAGGUGCUGCGGAUGGACCGGCCAAGAAGAGUCAAAAGGAGGCGCUUCUCAAGACGGUGCUUGGUCUCUCCAAAGAACUCAUCAUCGCCCUGUCUGCAAUCCUGACCCAUCUUACCGCGUUUGGGCUCGCCUCGAUCUUUCAAUUAUCAAAGUACUUUGAGUGCUUCACCUCGAGAUCACACAUGCUGCUGAACGGCAACACGAUCUCCAACCUCGAGAUCUACCGCAACCAGACCCACGGGACUUCCAAGGGAUCUUUGUUUGCGAUUUUGGAUCAUACGAGCACAGGAUUCGGACGGAGAUUGCUCAAGAAAUGGGUCGGGAAGCCUCUUGUCAACAAGGAAGCGCUUCAGGAACGUGUGGAUGCGGUUGAAGAGAUUUUGGCACUGACUGGCAAGAAUGUCUAUCUGGACAAUGCGCGCGCUGCCCUCAAGGGACUCAUGGACAUGGAAAAGGGCGUCUGUCGCAUCCACUAUGGAAAAUCGUCUCCAAAGGAGUUUUUGGCGAUUGUACAGACGUUUAUGAAGGUGUCAACGAUCCUGCCCGAGGAGAAACGAUGCAGGACAAACGCCGAUUUUGGACUGACCAGCCCAAUGCUACACCGCCUCAUCGGGUCCUUAUCGAACGCGUUGGAAGACAGCCAGUACUUUUUGGAAGGGCUGAACAAGAGCUCUGCGGCCAAGAACGACAAGCUGUUGAUGUUUCAGGAUGAGCUAAUUGCUGACAAGUGGCCCGAGAUUCUCGUCCACCGCAACGAUAUUGUGGCAACGGAGGAUGAUUUGAAAGAAGAGUUGGUGAGGAUCCGAAAACUGUUGCGGGAGCCAAAGUUGGAAUUCGCGGCGGUCUCGGGAAUCGAGUACCUUGUCGAGGUUAAGAACAAGGAUACUGCCAAGGUGCCCAAGAACUGGGUCAAGAUCAGCGGAACAAAGCAAGUGUCUCGUUUUCAUACACCAGAAGUGAUCCAGUUGGUGGCGUCCAAGGCUCAGAACCAGGAACGAUUGGCAAUGGCGUGUGAUCGGGCUUUUGCUUCGUUCCAACACGAGUUCUCGGAACGGUAUGAGGUGUUCCGGGAUCUUGUCCAGAAUCUGGCGGUUUUGGAUUGUCUGUUCUCGUUAGCGGUUGUUGCUUGCUUGCCUGGGUAUGUCAAGCCUCAGUAUGUGGACGAUACCGUUGUUGGUGUGAAUGAGGGCGCGGGCGAGGAUCAGGGUAUGGAUGAUGAUGAGGUGCAGGUUACUGGAUCGUUAGUCGGGAAGCGGCGGUCGAAAUCUGGAGCCUCAAUGACGAUUGAUAUCAAGAAUGGGCGACAUCCGAUGGUGGAGCAGCUAUUAUUGUCUUCGGGCAAUUUUGUGGCGAACGAUAUCCAACUCGGCACCAAUCAAGCCAUAGGAACAGAUGAAAAGACGAUCAUCUUGACAGGACCCAACAUGGGCGGCAAGAGUUGUUAUAUCCGCACCGUGGCCCUGUUGUGCAUCAUGGCCCAGAUCGGGUCCUACCUCCCUGCGGACUCUGCGCGGGUGUCGAUGCUGGACGCGGUCUAUACGCGCAUGGGCGCAUCGGACAACAUCUUUGGCCACGAGUCGACGUUCAUGGUUGAACUCCAGGAGACGUCGGAUAUCUUGAAGAUGGCUACUGAGCGGUCACUUGUGAUCCUGGACGAGCUUGGGCGGGGAACCUCGACGCUUGAUGGGGUUGCCAUCGCAUAUGCGGUGUUGAAGCAUGUUGUGGAGAAUAUCCGGGCAGUAACGCUGUUUGUGACGCAUUACCCGUCCCUUGCGGAUGUUGCGCGUGAGUUUCCCCAGGGUACUGUAAGGAAUUUUCAUAUGGGGUUUAUGGCCUCUGUUGCUGGGUCUCUGUCCUUGAGCGGCGGCGGUGCCUGCAACGAUGGACUAGACUUGGAUCUGGGUGAAGGUGGUGAUGAAGGGCAGGAGGAGGCAGCUCUGGAUGAUAUGGAUAUUGUCUUUUUGUACAAGCUCGUUCCUGGCGUCUCCUUGAAGAGUUAUGGACUGAAUGUGGCGAGGAUGGCAAAGCUGUCGGGAUCGCUGAUCAACAAGGCGAAAGUAAAGUCGAAGGAGCUGGAGCACAUUCUGGAACGACGUGUCGAGCAGCGACGACAGCUUCAGCUUCAACAAGGAGGAGGAGGAGGACGGCCGGAUCGACGUCUUGAUCAAUUGAUGCAGAUCAUUGGCUGCAAAACGGAAGAUCAAGCUUCACAGCUCAUUCAGGAUAUCGUCCGUUCGUGA
This is a messenger RNA of Linnemannia hyalina, 4245 nucleotides long. The record is from the annotation of a GenBank genome assembly. Lineage: Eukaryota; Fungi; Mortierellomycota; Mortierellomycetes; Mortierellales; Mortierellaceae.